CAUGGCCUCUACCCUAGUCGAAACUGUGUCUUUGGAUUAUGCAGACUUUCAAGAGAAUUUCCUUAUAUGUCCUACAUGCGUUUUUGAUUAUGAUGGAGAUGUUAGGGCCCCAAAAUUACUUAGGUGCUCGCACACAGUAUGUAAGGAAUGCUUACAAAGAAUAGCGGAUGAUGCCAGAUCAUCUGGUCUUGAUUCCUUCAGGUGCCCGAUUUGUCGUCAAAAUAUUCAGAUUCCUGCUGAUGGAAUUUCCAGCUUACAGCCUAGUUUCGUUAUCAACCAGUUGGUAGACUUAAUGUCCAGGCAACGAAGAGAAGUUGUUCCAAAAUGCUGCAAACAUCCAAGAAUCGAGCUACUUUUCUGUGAAACUUGUGACACAGUGUUUUGCUCGGAUUGCGAAGUUUAUUCAACACAUAGUGGUCCCCACACUGUUAUUCCUUUUAGUACGGCAAUCAAAAGAAUGAGCGAUAUAUUACUUUUCAAGGCAAAUCAGUGCACACAGGUUUUAGAUUAUGCGAAAAGAACUGUGCAGAAUGAAAUAGACGCAAUAAAUUCUAAUCAAGAAAUUUGCGAGAAUAAAAUUGAGGAGUUACGAACUAACCUUGUAGAAUAUGUAGAUGGAAGGAUUCAUGAAAUGCUUAAGCUAUUGACUAAAACAGCAAAUGAAAAGAAAAACUCUUUGAAUGAGCAAAUGAAUAUUGUAGAAAAAGAAAGAUCUAAAAUAGAACGUGAAUGUAGUGAUGCUGUUAGUAGGCAACUUGAUGUACGGAACAUAACCCAAAAAAUUAGUGAUAUUACUCAGAGAUUGGAAGUAGCAAAUAAUAUUGCCGAGCCGAGGGAAAACUCUUUCAUGCAAUUUUUAUGGAGCAAUAAUGAACUUGGAAAUGUAAAAAAAUUAUUAAACAAUAUUGGAAAAUUACGCUUAAGUUCAACUUUACCGGCGUUAAGCCGUGUAUCAGUUCAGCGUGAAGUGACAGUGCAUCUUUCAUAUAUUGCUAAAUUAACUACCAUAGAUAAACAAGGUAUAAUUUGUAGCUGCGGAGGGGAUCCAGUACAGACAACAUUGACUACUCCUAACGGUAUCGUAGAGGAAUUAGACGUAGUUGACAAUAAUGAUGGCACAUAUGAUAUAAGAUUUAGUGCUAGUCAAAUAGGCAAGCACGUUUUUAGUGUAACAAUAUUUGGUAGACGCGUGAAAAAUUCUCCGUUUGAUAUUUACGUUACAGAACACCAAUCUGCUUCUAAAAGAUUAUCUUAUAUUGGAACUGAUGUUCAACUAAAACGACCUUUGGCUGCUAUUAUCGAUAAUAAUAGCAAUAAAAUAUACAUCUCUGAUACAGGAAAUGGUCGAAUAGUUAUAUUAGAAGCUGAUCAUCUCACCUUAAAAUCCGUAAUUCAUUGUUCUGCUACCUCAGACCACUCAGCAACUGGUUUAAGUUUGACUGAUCGCAAUAGCAUAUUGGUAGCCAAUUGGAGACAAGGAGCUAUUUUUGAACUGGAUGAAACAGGACAAGCUUUAAACACUAUUCGACACAAGGAAAUUAAGGAACCAACUUGUGUGGCUUUUGCUUCAAACGAAUGCAUUGCGGUUUUGGAUAGCCUUCAAAAGAAAAUUUUAAUACUGAAUAUCAAUGGAGACUUUGUCUGUUUUUUUUCUGGUUCUUAUCCCAAUGUCAAAGCACUAUAUGGCCAUAACGGAAAUAUUAUUGUAGCGGGUUCAGAUUUACGGACUUAUUCACCCUCUGGUGAAUGUAUACGAAACACUGCGUGUCAGAAAGAUGCUAGAGGUUUGUUUAGUGGAGUAUGUGUUGAUAAGGACGGUUACAUUUUAGCAACUCAUUCACAUAAGCAAAAGAGUGUUGUCAAAGUUUUUGAGCCUGAAUCCUCAUCACCCAAAUUUGAUAUUGAUUCAUUUGAUGAUAAACUGUACAGGCCGUCGGGCGUUGUUGCACUUCCUGGCGCCAGGCUACUCGUUGUAGAUUUGGGCAAUGAUUGUCUUAAAGUAUUCCGCUAUAAGUGA
Molecule: messenger RNA, 2017 nt
Organism: Dimorphilus gyrociliatus
Lineage: Eukaryota; Metazoa; Annelida; Polychaeta; Dinophilidae
Source: the annotation of a GenBank genome assembly